This is a messenger RNA of Triplophysa dalaica, 2685 nucleotides long. It is a transcript of the gene kctd7, whose product is annotated as potassium channel tetramerization domain containing 7. Lineage: Eukaryota; Metazoa; Chordata; Actinopteri; Cypriniformes; Nemacheilidae. Bases 119 to 1138 code for a protein of 339 amino acids. The record is from RefSeq and is a predicted model, not a curated record. Gene Ontology annotation, biological process: protein homooligomerization. The transcript is spliced from 4 exons. Gene Ontology annotation, molecular function: protein binding.
CAAAGACCACACCCCCUUCUCCUGUACACAAGCUUGGCAUCACAACAAUCGCAGCAGACAGUCUCUGUGUGUAUCGCUGUCUACGCCUUUAUAACGACUAGUGUUGGUUGGUUUGUGCAUGCAGCAUAAUGGAGCUGGCGAAACCCCGAACGGAGAACCGCCUCCGCUUUCCUUUAGCGCAGCAAGUCCGAUCCAAAUGGCAACAUCACGGGUGAGGAGGUUCGCGCAGGAGGGGCGGACGGUCCCUCAGCCCAGAGUGAUGGUGGUAUUUUCGGCUGCGAGCGACACCGAAAAAGAGGAAGAUGAUAUGUCGGGAGCGAUCCCCGGGGAUGAGGAGUAUCGCAAACCAGCCAUACCUGUCCCUAAUCUAAACCUAGGGAGGUCUCUUGGCACUUUAGAGGCACCUGAGGAGUUCCCUGAGGUUAUUCCCCUUAACGUAGGAGGAACAUAUUUCACCACCCGGCUCUCCACUCUGCGACGUUUUGAGGACACUAUGCUGGCUGCCAUGUUUAGCGGUCGCCACUACAUUCCUCGUGAUGCAGAGGGGCGAUAUUUCAUCGACCGAGAUGGAGCAAAUUUUGGCGAUAUUCUGAAUUUUUUGCGAGAGGGUGAGCUGCCUCCGAGGGACCGAGUUCGUGCUGUACACAGAGAAGCUCAGUACUAUGCCAUCGGACCUCUUUUGGAAACCCUGGAAGAUACACAGCCACUUACUGGAGAGAAAGUACGGACGGCCUUUCUUGAUCUCUUGCCGAAUUACAAAGAAAAUUUAGAGCACAUUGUGGAGAUCGCAAAACUUCGCGCCAUGCAGCGAAAGGCCCGCUUCGCAAAGCUGAAGAUCUGCGUGUACAAGGAGGAGAUGCCCAUCACCCCUUAUGAAAGGCCGCUGUUCAACUCACUACGGUUUGAGCGCUCUGAGAGUGAGGCCAAGCUGUUCGAGCACCAUUGUGAUGUGGAUGUGUCGUUUGGGCCCUGGGAGGCUGUGGCAGAUGUUUAUGACCUUCUUCAUUGCAUAGUGAGCGACUUGGCAGAACGUGGGAUCACCGCAGACCAGCAGUGCAUCGGCGUUUGUGACAAACACCUUAUUAACCACUACUACUGCAAACGGCCAAUCUAUGAGUUUAAAAUCACCUGGUGGUGAAAGGGUGGUAUGUUUGGAGGUCUUGCCUCUUUUGCCAAAAACUAAGACGCACAAGCUUUGAGCACAUGUGAUGUGUGCUACUGUCUUAGUGAAACCAGCAGCGUUCUCGAAUCCUUGUCCAGUGUGCAAAAAGAAUGACAAGUGUGUGAUGGAGAUGGAGGUUGAUGGCUCGCUGUGGAACGGUGGUUUCAACCCAAAUUUACUUUUUCGGCAGCUGUUCUGAUCUCUUAGUUUUGCAAGUACUUGUUUAGCUUUAUUUAAAACAAACCCUACUUGUAAUGGUUUUGUGCAGUUGUAGUUUAAAGGGUUUUCUGGAAUCAUGCUCAGAGAAAGUUAUAUUAUGUGACACGGUGUUUUUAAAUAUAAAAUCUCUGCAAAGUUUCCAUGUAAGAUGUGCAAUGAAUGUAUUAACAAUCUGAUUCUGUAGAAUCAAUCAACUGGACUCAGAUUACAGGUCUGUCCUUUCUUGUGUUGUGUUCAUGACGGUCCCCCCCACACAGUAUUUACAUACAGUGAUUUUUACUAAAUUGUUUUAAUUUAAUAUGAAGAACCUUAUUUUAGAAGUCCUGUAGAUUUCCAACAGAUAAAAACGACAAUAAAUACAAGACAACCACACCAAGCUUCACACAAGGCCUUCUAAAAUCUGCCAUACGUCAAGGUUUUGGUUUAAACCAAGGUUAUUUAACUAAAUAAAUAAAACAGUUUUCAAAAGAGAGUCCAAAAUAGAUUACCAGAUAUAUUGUAUUUAGGAUACGAUGCACUAGAUAUUGAAUGUACUGAAUAUGAAUUAUAUUGAAGUAUAUUAAAAUAAUACGAAAAGACUGUUAGCCACUUUAUUGUAUUUAUAUUACUUCUGAGACUUACUUUCUGCCGCCAAUAGCUGUCUUUGCUUUUUAUAGCCAUAGCCCUCUGCAACAGCAUAUACAUUUGAAUUAUUUGUGACCCUGGACAUAGGUACAUUUUUCGAAAUUGAGAUCUUUACAUCACCUGAAAGCUGAAUAAUUAAGCUUUCUAUUGAUGUGUGGUUUGUUAUGAUAGGAAAGUGUCUGGCGGAGAUACAACUGUUUAAUCAGAGGCUCUGUAGCAGGCAAUCUACUCACAAAAAUAAAGUUUUUAUUUAUUUACUGUAUGAAAUUAACCAAAUAUCUUCAUGGAACAUGAUCUUUACUUAAAAUCCUAAUGAUUUUUGGCAAAAAAAGAAAAAAAAAGUUGGCCCAUAGAAUGUAUUUUUAGCUAAUGUUCCCAUCCUACUUAAGACCGGUUUUAUGAUCCAGGGUCACAUUUGUGAUUUUGUUUACUAAAAAUAUGUGAUUUUUAUGUACUGUGAGAGCUGUGAAGGCCACGUGAAGACGCAUGAGCUCUUGGAGAGGGUUUUCGCAGCAGAACAUCUCAAAUCAAAUGCAUUUGAUAAUCCUAACUGGGGUUUACUGUCUUGCCCAGUUUACUUUGUGUUGCUCAACUGAUACUUGUACUCUGUUGUACAUUUGGUGAAUACUGUUUGUAUUGCAUUAAUGUACUUACGAUAUUGUGCUAAUAAUAAACCAUAU